Morone saxatilis (striped sea-bass) is the source of this 4362-nucleotide messenger RNA. Its product is annotated as multiple epidermal growth factor-like domains protein 10. The coding region runs from base 1 to 2658 and encodes 885 amino acids. NCBI's taxonomy places the organism in Eukaryota, Metazoa, Chordata, Actinopteri, Moronidae. Gene Ontology annotation, molecular function: scavenger receptor activity. The transcript is spliced from 14 exons. The record is from RefSeq and is a predicted model, not a curated record.
AUGAUGAAAGCUCAAGCAUAUGUUGAAGAGCAACAACAAAAGGCUGCAGCUGAGGCUGCAAAAAAGAAAGCAGAGCUAGAAGCUAGUCUGCACACACUGAAACUAGAGAGUGAGGCUGCAGCUGCCAUCGCUGAAGCUAAUGUUUUGGAAGCAGCUGCUGAGAAUGAGCUUGGAGAGCUAGAUAGUGCUAGCCUAAAAAAUGAAUAUGCUGAUCACAGGUACAUUGAGAAUCCGAGACCUGAGCCUUACCAAGACUCAAAGCCACCGGAACCCACAGCAACACCAAUGCGCCAGCCAAUAAAGGACAACGGUGAGACAGCUGAAAACAACAUGGAGGAAGGUAAAGACGAGUCAAGCGAGGUCAGCAACUAUGAACUCAGCUACCAUGUACCUGCUCAUCCAAUGUUCAAACAGGAGGAUGAUUCGACUCCAUAUCAUCCUCACGCUCACACUCAAAGUGUAUCCAGAAUUGACUCCCUGAAACGAGAGCGCCUGCACAGUUCAAAUCCACGCAGAACCAACGAACCCAGUUCUUCAUCUACAACUGAUCUGGCCAAGUACUUAAUUCGUCGAGAGAUGAUAAGCUCUGACGACAAGUCCGAAAUCCCAACGCCUGAGAUUGCCAGACACUAUAAACAUCUCAAGCGGGUUGUGGACAGGAUCCCAGCUCUCGACCGCUCUGCAUCCAUCCUUAUCCUGCUCGGCCGAGACAUGCCACGUGCACACAAGGUUCGAGAACAAUGCAAUGGGCCCCACAAUGCCCCCUAUGCCCAGCGUCUCGACUUAGGCUGGGUGAUCGUAGGAGACGUCUGUGUUGGAAGGGCCCACAAAUUGUAUUGUGCCAAUGUCUACCUGACUAAUGUGCUGAGUAAUGGACGUACGUCUCUGUUUGACCCUUGUACUAACAGUAUCCACAUCAAAGAGAGACCGGAUAUUCCAGUGCAUCGCCAUCACUUUCCUAACGAUAAUGAGCCAAAAGACCUGUUAGAUGAAGACAAUAGCCUUGGAAAAGGAGUCUUCCAGCAAACACCAGACGACGAUAAGCCCGCCAUGUCUGUGGAAGACCAAGCCUUCUUGGAAGUGAUGGACAGGGAGGUCUUCAUGGAUGACUCCAAUAUCUGCUCUCCAGGUUACUUUGGUCACCGCUGCAGUCAGACCUGCCCGCAUUGUGUUCACAGUAAUGGACCCUGUCACCACGUCACGGGACAGUGCGACUGUCUGCCGGGCUUCAAAGGGGCACUGUGCAAUGAGGUGUGUCCCAGUGGUCGCUUUGGGAAGAACUGCGCCUGGAGCUGCAGCUGCACCAACAACGGCACUUGCAACCCCAUUGACGGCUCCUGCCAGUGUUAUCCAGGAUGGAUCGGCAGCGACUGCUCCCAGCCUUGUCCACCUGGUCAGUGGGGACCCAACUGCAUCCACACAUGUAACUGUCACAACGGAGCCUACUGCAGCGCUUACGAUGGAGAAUGCAAGUGCACCCCAGGGUGGACCGGCCUCUACUGUACACAACGUUGUCCAUUAGGUUUCUAUGGGAAGGACUGUUCUCAGACCUGCCAGUGUAGGAACGGAGCAGACUGUGACCACAUCUCUGGACAGUGUACCUGUCGCACCGGCUUCAUGGGACUACACUGUGAACAAAAGUGUCCUCCUGGUUCGUAUGGUUAUGGCUGCCGUCAGGUGUGUGACUGUCUAAAUAACUCCACAUGUGAUCACAUGACUGGUACAUGUUACUGCAACCCAGGCUGGAAAGGGGCUCGCUGUGACCAAGCCGGUGCAGUGGUGGUGGGCAGCCUCAACAGUCUGACCAGUGCAGCCAUGCAGGUGGACACAUAUCAAAUUGGAGCCAUCGCGGGAAUCAUCGUCCUGGUGCUGCUGGUGCUCUUUCUCCUCCUCCUCUUUAUCAUCUACAGGAAAAAGCAGAAGGGCAAAGAACCCACAAUGCCGGCUGUGACCUACACUCCUGCUCUGAGGGUCACUGCUGAUUACACCAUCGCAGAUGCUCAUCCACCAACUUGUGAGGGUCACCCCAGCAACUACUUCUCCAACCCCAGCUAUCAUACUCUGACCCAGUGCAUCAGCCCCCCACAUGUUAACAAUGGUCCAUAUGGAAAGGCCAAGAGCAACCAGCUGUUUGUCAACUUGAAGAAUGUGGAUCAGAGGAAGAGGGCUCCUCUAGCUGAACACACUGGCACACUACCUGCAGACUGGAAACAAGGGGACUGCUUCAAUGAACUAGGAGCUUAUGGAGUUGACAGAAGAUACAUGGGGAAAUCUUUACGUGAUCUGGUGAAGGGCACACUCUAUCACGCCAGCUCCUGUUCCCUCAACAGUUCUGAAAAUCCAUAUGCUACGAUAAAGGACCCCCCCCUGCUCACAGCCAAAAACACUGAGUGUGGCUACGUGGAAAUGAAAUCACCGGCCAGACGCGAUUCACCGUACGCUGAGAUCAGUAACAGUAGCCCGACCACUAACCGGAAUGUCUAUGAAGUUGAGCCAACCGUGAGCACCAUCCAGCCAACUGAACACAGCAAUGGCCACGUUCAGUUUGGUCAGGAUCCAUACGAUCUACCAAAAAACAGCCACAUCCCCUGUCACUACGACCUCCUGCCAGCCAGAGAGAGUCUGUCCUCAGACCACAAGGAGCUGGACAGUGAAUGAUGGCACAGAGACCAAGUACUCCAGCUUGCAGCUCCAGCACUAGAUGUUCCAUAAACAGGCACACUUUAUACCCACAACAUACUUUACUCGUUUUCUUGCUGUUAUACUUUGACUUAUAUGUAUCACGACUUCUUUUUUAACUAAGUGGGUAUAUGAGACUUUGGAGGUUAGUGUUGAGGUACAGCUGUUCUUUUUUUACAACAAUUUGUAAACUGCGAUUAAGUCUUUGAAAGUCAUUCCACAUGUUUGGGAGAUUAGGCCUAAGUAUGCUUCGAAUGAAGCAGUUCGUACAAAGUGUCUCACCACUACUAAUGACAAAAGUGUUUCUACCUGUCCCCAAAUGGCCACACUCGAAGGCAGCCUGAAAAGCCUCCUGUCAUAGCCUCCUUCUGACUGCCUUCCAGAUCUCUGUCCAAGAACUCUGCGUCUUUUGCCUGUCUUGUAGUCUUAUUGCGACAAAUCGCCAGUCGCUGCAUAAAGGUGGCCAAGACUCCAGUAUUGUCUGAUUUGGAAAGAUACAAAAAUCAUCGGACGCAGCCCUGUCUGGAUGGUGGUUUCAGCUGCUGUUAAAUGAUCCGAGUACUUUGUUUCAAGCAUACAGAAGCCUUUAUGAUGUUAGCAUAUAACAUUCAAUACCAAUCAAAUCUAUUUUUGUAACAACAGUAUUAGAAAAUUGCUAAUUUGAUGGAAUAUUAGCAGUUAUAUCAAAGAUUAGAUUUUUCGUAAGUAGUAGAAUCUAGCUGCUGACAGUGUUUUUGAUGUUUGCACAUCACAAUAACAUCAAAUGCAGUCAGUCCGUGUUGGAUUAGUAUUUGAGUUAACCAAAGGUACCAGUUCCAUUUAAAGACUAUUUUUAUCAGCGUAGCUUAAAUUGUUAAAUCCAAGAGGUUCCUAGCUGAGCACCUUCUGAUCGUAUCAAUAUUCCAUAUUCCAUUUUUGAUUUCCCACUAACUUGAGAUCAUUUCCUUUUCAAUUAAUCAGCACACCCUGCAGAAUAAUAGAAGACAGUUAAAAACAUAAUUCAUAAAUAUCCUAAUACAUCAUGAUCCUUUGCACCAUUUACAAAAGGUCUUCUAAGCUGGAUGUUCUUCCAUAGAGUAGCACUUGAUGAUUACUUAAUCCAUCUUGCUCAGCCAUUGCAGUUAAUUUUCAGUUAUCAACAAAGGUGUGGGUAGUAUUUGAUCAGGACAGUAGAACCAGUGCUGGAUUUGUAACCGAGCAACUGCCCCAGGGGCCCCAUGUUUAUUGUGAGCCUGUUUCCUACCUUGUAUUAACAUGUAAUCUGUAUUCGGAUAUCUCAUGUGGACUAGGUAGAACACCUUAGUGGAAGGGUAAAUGCAAGCAGAACACAUCACAGUCUGAAUGCUUUUGGAUAGGCCUGAACUCAUCUGGAGGGCUAACUUGCACUGUGAUUAGAUCUUAGCCAGCAAAUUAAACAAUGCUUCAGGAGACCCUCGAGGGACCACUACAAUGAAAAAUAAGAUGAGAAGCACUUGGCUGACCUUUAUACAGUAUAAGUAACAUUAGCCUAGGUAGUAAGCCUGCAGAUGUCUUUAUCUGUCACAGGACCCUUGCUUUGUAUGUAGCGGUCCUUCAUAGAGUAUUCCCCAUCAUUUCUCUUGGCCGGAGUUGUUGUUUGUUGACAGCCUAUUGAAUUUGCAUAUCAAGAUCCAAUCUCGAUGCGGGCAGAAUCAAGAUAACAAA